Molecule: messenger RNA, 2954 nt
Organism: Varroa destructor (honeybee mite)
Lineage: Eukaryota; Metazoa; Arthropoda; Arachnida; Mesostigmata; Varroidae
Product: ATP-binding cassette sub-family F member 1
Molecular function (GO): ATP hydrolysis activity; ATP binding
Source: RefSeq, a predicted model, not a curated record
ACUGACAUACUCACAACACUUUGAUUAUAACUGUCAGUCGGUACCGUUUGAAAUCACUGAAUGCGUGCCUAAAAAAUGUCGAAGGGGACUGAUAAAAAGAAGUCGCGACAUGGCGACGCCGACAUAGAUUAUUCUCCUGCUGACACAAAAAAUGGAAAAACGAUUGACGCCCAAGACAAAGCCAAGAAGAAAGACAGAAAGUCGAAAAAAGCGGCUGAAUUGAUGGCCUUAAAGACUGAAGCGGAAUCUUGCUCUGCUACAAAACACUAUCCACCCGAGAAGGUAAAGCAAGCAAAAGCUGACAAAUCGGCAAGUAAAAAAAGUCAAAAUGGUACUGAAAAUGAUUCCGAUGACAAGGACAAGUUAGACGGAAAGUCUCUAAAAAAAGAAAGCGAAGUAGAAAGUCUAGCGAGGAGUGCGAACGCGGAAAAAAAUAGACCCCCUAAUAAAUCAAUUGAAGAGGAAUUAGAAAAUUUCGAGAUAAAUGGCGACGAAAAUGAACCUGGAGAACUAGCUGAGGGCGAUGAUGUUUUUGACGAUAAAGAAGAACUAGAAUCGAUGGGGGAUGACCCAGCUUUAGCCAAAAUGUCAAGAAAGGAACGCAAAGCGUGGAAGAAACAGCAAGACUAUCAAAAAACUCUUGAUGCCAUGGCGGCGCCUAAGGGUGUUACUGAUACAACCCAGUUCACCGUGUCUCAGGUCGAUAAAAGUGCUGUACAGCAGGCUCAGUUGAAGCAUGCCGUGGAUAUUAAGGUGGAAAACUUCAGCAUAUCCGCCAGAGGCAAGGACUUAUUUGUCAAUGCGUCUCUGUUGAUAGCUAAAGGAAGGCGUUAUGGCCUUGUUGGACCAAAUGGACAUGGUAAAACGACACUUUUGAAGCAUAUCGCCAAUCGAUCCUUGAAUAUUCCGUCGAGUAUUGAUGUGCUCCUCUGUGAACAGGAAGUAAUUGCUGAUGACACGCCUGCCGUAGAAGCGGUUAUCAAGGCUGAUACGAAAAGACUUCGCUUGCUAGAAGAGCAAAUGAAACUGGAGAAAUCUGUUGCUUCUGGCAACGUAAAGGACCAAGAACGUUUGAAUGAAGUUUACGAAGAUCUGCAGGCGAUUGGCGCAGAUUCAGCUGAACCUCGGGCUCGUCGUAUUUUAGCCGGUCUGGGUUUCGAUAAAGAGAUGCAAAAUCGUCCUACAAAACAAUUUUCUGGAGGUUGGCGUAUGAGAGUAUCCCUGGCUCGAGCUCUCUUUAUGGAACCAACGCUGCUUAUGUUAGAUGAACCCACGAACCACCUGGAUUUAAAUGCUGUCAUCUGGCUUGAUAAUUACCUACAGGGCUGGAAGAAAACACUUCUAAUCGUAUCCCAUGAUCAGAGUUUCCUGGACAACGUAUGCACGGAUAUCAUUCACCUGGAUACUCAAAAGCUUUUCUAUUAUCGAGGAAACUACACGCAAUUUAAAAAGAUGCAUGAGCAAAAGAAAAAAGAGUUGCUGAAGGAAUAUGAAAAGCAAGAAAAGAAACUGAAGGCUCUUAAGCAAAGCGGACAGAGCAGCAAACAAGCAACAAAGAAAACGGUGGAAGCGUUAACGAGAAAACAACAAAAAGGUCGCAGCAGUACAAGUGCAGCGAAAGCUGCGGAAGAGGAAGCCAUCCCGGCAACAUUGAUAGCAAAGCCUCGCGAUUAUAUUGUUAAAUUUCGCUUCCCCAAUCCACCGCCACUACAGCCUCCUGUACUCGGACUCUACAAUGUCAACUUUGGAUAUCCUGGACAACCCCCUCUAUUCAAGAAUAUCGAUUUUGGUAUCGACAUGUCUUCAAGAGUGGCUAUUGUUGGACCCAAUGGUGUUGGUAAAUCGACUUUCCUCAAGUUACUCGUCGGUGAACUUUCGCCGAACACGGGUGAAGUCCGCAAAAACCACCGACUACGUAUCGGCAAAUUCGAUCAACAUUCUGGAGAACACUUGAACCCAAUUGAGAGUCCGGUUGAAUACUUGCAAAGACUGUUCAAUUUGAACUACCAGGACGCUCGCAAGCAGCUAGGCACAUUUGGUCUUGUUUCUCACGCACACACAAUCAAAAACAGCGACCUCUCAGGGGGUCAAAAAGCCCGUGUUGCCUUGGCAGAGUUGUGUCUAAAGGCUCCUGAUGUCCUCAUUCUUGAUGAGCCAACUAACAAUUUAGAUAUUGAAAGUAUCGAUGCUUUGGCAGAAGCGAUUUCUGAAUAUGAAGGCGGUGUAAUAAUUGUAUCCCAUGACGAACGGUUGAUUCGUGAGACGGACUGUCAACUGUGGGUCAUCGAGCAUAAAACAAUCGAGGAGAUUGAUGGUGACUUCGACGACUACCGAAAAGAUAUACUGGAACAGCUCGGAGAACAGAUCAACAAUCCAUCGAUUGUUGCCAAACAGGCCCUUGAGUAGGCUCUUUAUUCUAUAUAUAUAUAUAUAUAUAUAUAUAUAUAUAUAUAUAAAAGAAUACAUAAAGGUAGCUAGGAACAUUUAACCUUUAACAAUGAUUGGCAAACCGGAACCGAUUAAUUCAGAUUUUUGAGAUUACGAUACAUUAGUACAGAAGCAUUUUACUGGCAAAAACGAUACUAAUGAAGUUAGACUGAAUAUAGAGUUUGGUAUAAAAAACAUUCGUCAAUAGCAAUAAUUCGUAGCAGCGUAAGCGUCGGUGAUUACCCCACGGUGUAGUGGGGUUAGGUUACAACUAUUAGGGAAUAUGAUUGAAAGGCUGCGACACCACUUGCUCGGUACGAUAGCGGAACGUAUUAUGUUCGAGUCCAUUUGUUAACCCACAGAUUAACAAUGUACUUUAGGUACGGUUAGAUUAAAAACCGCCAACGGACAAAGAAACAUAAUAUAAAGUGUGUUGGUCGAGUGGUUAGCUCUAAGUGGUGAAGGCGAUAGCCGAACGAUAUUAUGUGAAAUGUUGGACGGAUCCGGGCGUUGUAAUAAAAAAAAAA